This is a messenger RNA of Platichthys flesus (European flounder), 5430 nucleotides long. RefSeq names its product AP-2 complex subunit alpha-2-like. The record is from RefSeq and is a predicted model, not a curated record. Bases 110 to 2980 code for a protein of 956 amino acids. Lineage: Eukaryota; Metazoa; Chordata; Actinopteri; Pleuronectiformes; Pleuronectidae. Gene Ontology annotation, biological process: intracellular protein transport; clathrin-dependent endocytosis. Gene Ontology annotation, cellular component: membrane coat; AP-2 adaptor complex. The transcript has 23 exons. Gene Ontology annotation, molecular function: clathrin-cargo adaptor activity.
CGCUGCUGCUCUUCCUCCUCCUCCUCCAAGCUGUGGCAAAACAACUGCGGAACAAGUUACCUCGUAUGAUCCGAGUGUUUGACUCACAGGGGAAAGCAACAAGGAGAACAUGCCUGCGGUCUCUAAAGGGGACGGGAUGCGUGGCCUGGCCGUGUUCAUCUCUGACAUCAGGAACUGUAAAAGUAAGGAGGCUGAGAUAAAGAGGAUAAACAAGGAACUGGCCAAUAUCCGUUCCAAAUUUAAAGGAGACAAGGCUCUAGAUGGCUACAGUAAGAAAAAGUACGUCUGCAAGUUGCUUUUCAUCUUUCUCCUGGGACAUGAUAUUGACUUCGGACACAUGGAGGCCGUCAACCUCCUCAGCUCCAACAAGUACACAGAGAAACAAAUUGGAUACCUGUUCAUCUCAGUGCUGGUGAAUUCUAACAGCGACCUCAUCAGCCUCAUCAACAAUGGCAUUAAGAAUGACCUGGCCAGCCGCAACCCAACCUUCAUGAACCUGGCUCUGCACUGCAUCGCUAAUGUGGGCAGCAGAGAGAUGGCGGAGGCCUUCGCUUCGGAAAUUCCCAGGAUCUUGGUGGCAGGGGACACCAUGGACAGUGUGAAGCAGAGUGCAGCACUGUGUCUGCUGCGACUCAAUAGGACGUCUCCUGACCUGGUGCCCAUGGGUGAAUGGACGGCUCGAGUGGUUCAUCUGCUAAAUGACCAGCACCUGGGAGUGGUUACAGCAGCCACCAGCCUUAUUACCACUCUGGCUCAGAAGAGUCCUGACGACUUCAAAACAUCCAUCUCACUUGCAGUUGCCAGGCUCAGCAGGAUUGUGACAUCCGCAUCCAUCGACCUACAGGACUAUACAUACUACUUCGUGGCUGCACCAUGGCUAUCUGUCAAAUUGCUGCGUCUUCUUCAGUGCUACCCUCCACCUGAGGAUGCAGCGCUGCGAAGUCGUCUCACUGAGUGUCUGGAGACCAUCCUCAAUAAAGCCCAGGAGCCACCCAAGUCCAAGAAGGUCCAGCACUCCAACGCAAAGAACGCUGUUCUGUUUGAAGCCAUCGCCCUCAUCAUCCACCAUGACAGUGAGCCCACGCUGUUGGUACGGGCCUGUAACCAGUUAGGUCAGUUCCUGCAGCACAGGGAGACCAACCUCCGUUACUUGGCCUUGGAGAGUAUGUGCACGCUGGCCAGCUCAGAGUUUUCUCAUGAGGCAGUAAAGACGCAUAUAGAAACUGUGAUCAAUGCUCUAAAGACUGAGCGGGACGUGAGUGUCCGUCAGCGGGCUGUGGAUCUGCUCUACGCCAUGUGUGACCGCAGCAAUGCCAAGCAGAUUGUGGCAGAGAUGCUGAGCUACCUGGAGACGGCCGACUACUCAAUCAGAGAGGAGAUAGUGCUUAAGGUGGCCAUCCUGGCAGAGAAGUAUGCUGUGGACUACACCUGGUAUGUGGAUACCAUCCUCAACCUCAUCCGCAUGGCCGGCGACCAUGUCAGUGAAGAAGUGUGGUAUCGGGUCAUUCAGAUUGUCAUAAACCAAGACGACGUCCAAGGCUAUGCUGCCAAGACUGUUUUUGAGGCACUACAGGCACCUGCCUGCCAUGAGAACCUGGUUAAGGUGGGGGGUUACAUCCUGGGAGAGUUUGGUAACCUAAUUGCUGGUGACUCACGUUCCAGCCCUCUGAUCCAGUUCAACCUUCUUCACUCCAAGUUUCAUCUCUGCUCUGUGCCAACUCGUGCACUGCUGCUGUCGGCUUACAUCAAGUUCAUUAACCUGUUCCCAGAAAUAAAGGCCACGAUCCAAGACGUCCUGCGGUCGGACAGCCAGCUCCGUAACGCUGACGUGGAACUUCAGCAGAGAGCCGUCGAGUACUUGAGGCUCAGCUGCAUUGCCAGCACUGACAUAUUGGCCACAGUCUUAGAAGAAAUGCCUCCUUUCCCAGAGAGAGAAUCAUCAAUCCUUACCAAGCUGAAGAGGAAGAAGGGCCCGGGCAAUCUGCCCGAUAUCGACGACGCCCGGCGGAAUGUCAAUGGCAACACUGAGCACAUCGAGAAAACUGAAGCCACUAACAAGUCAUCUCUUUCGCUGUUGGCAGACCUUCUACCUACCAACAGACCCCGCCCUGCCUCUUCCAGCCCCGUCAUUCUCUCUGCUGGGAUCAUGGAUUCCACUCACUCCUUCACAGACCUGCUGAAUCUUAACUCGACCCCUUCAGCAGGACCCAAUCUGCUGAUUGAUGUCUUCUCUGAAAGCUCUACCCUGGAGGCCACAGACGUGUGCGAGGAAAACUUUACCCGGUUUGUGUGUAAGAACAAUGGUGUGAUCUAUGAGAACCAGCUUUUGCAGAUUGGACUGAAGUCUGAGUACAGACAGAACCUGGGUCGCGUGCACAUGUUCUAUGGCAACAAGACAUCUACCCAGUUCCUCAGCUUCUCCUCAUCAGUGACCAGUUCUGAUGCACUCAAGACUCAGCUGAAUGUCCAGACUAAGACAGUAGAACCCGUAGUAGAAGGUGGGGCUCAGGCCCAGCAGAUCCUCAACAUUGAGUGCGUGUCAGAUUUCACGGACGCACUGAUACUCAACAUCCAGUUCAGGUACGGUGGAGCUCUUCAGAACAUUGCAGUGAAACUCCCUGUGAUGCUGAACAAGUUUUUCCAGCCCACCGAGAUGAUAUCCGAGGACUUCUUCCAACGCUGGAAACAGCUUGGAGCGCCUCAGCAAGAGGUUCAGAAAAUCUUCAAAGCCCAACACCCGAUGGACACAGACGUUAUCAAGGCCAAGAUCUUAGGUUUCGGCGUCGCUCUGUUGGAGCAGGUGGAUCCCAAUCCUGAAAAUUUUGUCGGAGCUGGAGUCAUUCACACUAAAAACACUCAGGUGGGCUGCCUGCUCAGACUGGAGCCCAACGCACCAGCCGAGAUGUACCGUCUGACCCUCCGGACCAGCAGGGAAUCAGUGUCUCAGAGACUGUGUGACCUCCUCUCUGAACAGUUUUAGACUCAACACAGCUCCAGCAUUUUUUACACCUUUACUCUCCUUUGAUUGGAACUGAUGUAUUGUACUGUGUACAUUCUCUUUUUUAUUCAAGUUAUUUUUCACACAUAUCCUUACUAAUGUGUCACUGGUUUCAACAUAGAUUAUGUGUGUGUGAUAUAUGUGUUUGCGCACACACUGUGAACACCUCUGAAUGAUCGUAUGUUCUGCAGCUCUGAAGUUUUAGGACAAGGUCACACGUACGCAGAUGCAGGCAAAUGACGGGUUGAGCUCCAUGUGAAGCAGCACUGGAGAUUUGCUUCACCACAGGAAGUGAAUGUUUCAUUCGCCCCCUUGCUCGCAAAGGUUGGAAGUGAACAGAAAGCAAAGGUUCGACAGUGAUAAAUUUACGUAUGUGUGUCCAGGCCCUUAGUGUGUUUUAGCAGCUUGGUAACUGCCUUUCCUAUUCAGACAUUUUGAAGAGUCGCUGAGGAGAUGUGAAUGAGACCGAGUCAGUUAAAAAUCUCAGUAGGAGAAGAAGAAGAAUUUACCAAUGAUCUCAACUAUGAACUCAGUUGUUUCAAACCAUUGUUACACAGGACUGAAAAGCUUUCCCUCGUCUCCUCACCCACUUGCACUUUUGUAAAAACACCAAAGUCAUCUCAAGAGGAAAAUCAAAGCUAUGUAUUUUUAGUUUCAUUGGCAAGAUUUUAGCUGCAUUCAGCACAAAUUUUACACAUAGAAUCCUGACACUCGGAUAAAAGAUAUGGAUAUAGAACAGCAGGUAGCAGAUGGAUAAUCAGCUUCUCACGGUGAAGAAGUCCUUUUGUUUCCAGGUUCUCUGCUUCUCUUAAGUGCCUCUAAAUCUUCUCUGUCAAGAAGAGAAAGAGCCUUCAAACAGACGAGAGUCUAAAGCACCACACUACACUUCUUCACAGAACACUGCCAAACCGGUGAUAUUCCCAUGUCUGUAUAACCAAGUGUAUUUUCUCUUUUAUAAAAUGUACUUGUAUCAUCAUACUUGAUGCUUUGGCUCUGUCCAAAGGUGAAAAGGAAAUUCUACCAUCACGUCUAAAGCAGGAUUUAAAACAUCAAGCUGCAGUUUGAUAUGUCAAAGUCCUAAACCCUCUAAAACAGCAAUUUCUAUUUUUCACAUGUUUUUGUACAAACACACAAGACAUGACAGGUUAUUUAAUCAGAGGUGUAUGUAGGGGGGUAUUUUUUUCAGCAUUGGACUCAGCGACUAAAGCGGCAUUCGCCUGUUUCCUGUCUGUAAUGCUAAAGUAAUCGUCCUCUGACUGUAGCUUCAUUUCUUUCUCAGACAGUGAAAGGAGAGUGAGAUCUCACUCUCAGCAUGUAAGUGGAAAGAUCCUAAACUAUUUCUUCCAUGGUUAAACAACUUACCUAUAGAAGUUACCUUAUCUGGACCUGAAAAGCUUUACUGUGACUAUGGGCCUAUAACAUAUAUUCACUCGUGUCUUGUCAGAUGCCCAGGUGUCACUUUGUGUAUCCUGUUCAGCACAAAUGUGGAAGUUCAGGGACUUCUGAUGUGUAGCAAUGAGUGAAAUGAUUAGUUUGCAAUGAUUAGAAGAAAGUGUAAUUGCUAGUGACCACUUGACAAUGUUCUUUCUAGUCUGUUUCCUGUAUUAUAGUGCUUGUGUUUAGUGUGAAAGGUUUUGUGAGACAAACACAGAAUUAGCACCUGAGUCAUUCUCCUCUGAAGUAUUAUGUUUGUUUCAUUUUAAUCUUUCAAUUCUUUAUUCUGGUUUAGUGACUGAACUGUUGAUGAAACGCAACACCUACAUAAAUGCUGAUCCUAGUCAGUUUGCUACAUGUGUAAUUAGGCUGCUUGUUAUAAUCUCUGAGGUGAUAAUUCAAUGUUCUGUUUACAGCUUGUUUUCCGCACAUGGCACAACAAUUCAGUGAAUGCAUGUUCAAAGCAGCAGAACCUGUGUCUUGUCAUAUUUUUGUGCAGUAUACUCUGCAGUAGUAUAAACUAUGUUUGGGUCAGUGUAUUGUACUGACUCAACAGUACAGACACGUGCUCAACCAGACCUCUGCUUUUUACCAGGGUCCAGAUCUAGUCCAGUCCUACACACAACCUUAGUGAUGUAAUGAAAACUUUUUGACUUGAUCAAUAAGUGAUCACACAAAAAAUAUCGAUUGUUGAUGUGUAGCCUGAGGUUAGGUUAAACUAUGCUGUAGAUCUUUGGGCCUUGUCAAUAACAGCACCAUGUACUGAGUGAAUCUGUUGCUUUAUCCACUGAACUCCGUGUUUUGGAUCCGUUGCCAUUUCAGCUGUGGACCUCGGUGUCUCUCUGUGCCUCCUAAAAAGGGCUCCUGGGCCUGACAGGAAUGUACUGGAUGUGGUGUUGCUCUUCAAUAUCCUCAUACAAUAGAUGAUUUUACAAAUAAACACAAGUGUAAUCAUAUUACUUACCUUUUUAUGGAAAUAAACAUUUACUACACUAUAA